AUGGUGGAAAAUGCCCGGAACCUGCUCUCCCUGGGGCUUCCAGCUCCCAGAGAAGAGGCCAUCUCCUAUUUUGAGCAAAGGGAAGGACCAUGGAUGCUGGAGCAAGAAGAACUGAGGAGCUGCUGUCCAGAAGGAGAAAUCAGACUUGAAGUGAAGAAGACUCCUGCAGACCUAAGCCUUUCUGUGAAUGAAACUCAGAAGCAAAGAUUCAUGGGUGAUUUUCCCUGGGACUUCACUUGGAGAAAAAUCUGUGCUCUUCAUCUGGGAAACCACACUGGGAAGAAAGCUUAUGAAUGUAAUCAAUGUGGAAAGACUUUCCAAAGCAGCUCCAGCCUUGUUUAUCAUCAGAGGAUCCACACUGGAGAGAAACCUUAUGAAUGUAAUGAGUGUGGAAAGGGUUUUAGACGGAGGGCCUGUCUUACCAAACAUCAGAGAAUCCACACUGGAGAGAAACCUUAUGAAUGUGUUCACUGUGGAAAGGGUUUUAAAGACACUUCCCAUCUUACCAACCAUCAGAGAAUCCACACUGGAGAGAAACCUUAUGAAUGUAAUCUGUGUGGAAAGGGUUUUACACGGAGGGGAUCUCUUACCAAACAUCAGAGAAUCCACACUGGAGAGAAACCAUAUGAAUGUAAUCACUGUGGAAAGGCUUUUAGACAGAGGGCCUGUCUUACCAAACAUCAGAGAAUCCACACAGGAGAGAAACCUUAUGAAUGUAAUCAGUGCGGUAAAGGUUUUAGACGGAGGGACUGUCUUACCAACCAUCAGAGAAUCCACAGUGGAGAGAAACCUUAUGAAUGUAAUCAGUGUGGAAAGGCUUUUAGACAGACAGCCUGUCUUAACAAACAUCAGAUAAUCCACACUGGGAAGAAACCUUAUGAAUGUCAUCAGUGUGGAAAGGCUUUUACACAGAGGGCCUGUCUUACCAGACAUCAGAGAAUCCAUACUGGAAAGAAACCUUAUGAAUGUGAUCAGUGUGGAAAUGGUUUUAGAGAGACAUUCCAUCUUACCAACCAUCAGAGAAUCCACACUGGAGAGAAACCGUAUGAAUGUAAUCAGUGUGGAAAGGGUUUUAGAAUGCGGGCCUGUCUUACCAAACAUCAGAGAAUCCACACUGGAGAGAAACCUUAUGAAUGUAAUCAAUGUGGAAAGACUUUCCAAAGCAGCUCCAGCCUUGUUUAUCAUCAGAGGAUCCACACUGGAGAGAAACCUUAUGAAUGUAAUGAGUGUGGAAAGGGUUUUAGACGGAGGGCCUGUCUUACCAAACAUCAGAGAAUCCACACUGGAGAGAAACCUUAUGAAUGUAGUCAGUGUGGAAAGGGUUUUAGACUGAGGGCCUUUCUUAUGGAACAUCAGAGAAUCCACGCUGGAAAGAAACCUUAUGAAUGUAAUCAGUGUGGAAAGGGUUUUAGAAAGACAUCCCAUCUUACGAACCAUCAGAGAAUCCAUACUGGAGAGAAACCGUAUGAAUGUAAUCAGUGUGGAAAGCAUUUUAGAGUGAGGGCCUGUCUUACCAAACAUCAGAGAAUUCAUGCUGGAAAGAAACCUUAUGAAUGUAAUCAGUGUGGAAAGGGUUUUAGACAGACAUCUCAUCUUACCAACCAUCAGAGAGUCCACACUGGUGAGAAACCUUAUGAAUGUAAUCAGUGUGGAAAGGCUUUCAGACUGAGGACCUGUCUUACAAAACAUCAGAGAAUCCACACUGGAGAGAAACCUUAUGAAUGUAAUCAGUGUGGAAAGGGUUUUAGACAGACAUCUGAUCUUACCAACCAUCAGAGAAUCCACACUGGUGAGAAACCAUAUGAAUGUAAUCAGUGUGGAAAGGGUUUUAGACUGAGGGCCUAUCUUACCAAACAUCAGAGAAUUCACACUGGAGAGAAAGCUUUUGUGGUGUUAAUGGAAUAG
Messenger RNA from Trichosurus vulpecula (common brushtail), 1905 nucleotides. RefSeq names its product zinc finger protein 420-like. Lineage: Eukaryota; Metazoa; Chordata; Mammalia; Diprotodontia; Phalangeridae. The transcript is spliced from 2 exons. The record is from RefSeq and is a predicted model, not a curated record. Gene Ontology annotation, biological process: regulation of transcription by RNA polymerase II. Gene Ontology annotation, molecular function: RNA polymerase II cis-regulatory region sequence-specific DNA binding; DNA-binding transcription factor activity, RNA polymerase II-specific. The coding region runs from base 1 to 1905 and encodes 634 amino acids.